Messenger RNA from Saxophila tyrrhenica, 1836 nucleotides. RefSeq names its product exocyst complex component exo70 (gene EXO70). Gene Ontology annotation, biological process: exocytosis. Gene Ontology annotation, molecular function: phosphatidylinositol-4,5-bisphosphate binding. The transcript has 2 exons. The coding region runs from base 1 to 1836 and encodes 611 amino acids. The record is from RefSeq and is a predicted model, not a curated record. Gene Ontology annotation, cellular component: exocyst. NCBI's taxonomy places the organism in Eukaryota, Fungi, Ascomycota, Dothideomycetes, Mycosphaerellales, Extremaceae.
AUGCCAGUCCCACGAAGAGGAGCGCUGGCGGAGGAGGCCGCAGAGGUCGAAGUGCUCUACGCGAACCUCGAGAAGUUGAAGUCGCUGUCCAAGAAGAUCCAGGGCUCCAUGUCUCGACUCGAAGUCAGCGGCCGGACAGUCCAGGAUGCGAUUGGUCCCGUGUAUGGCAACACGCAGCGCCUUCAAGUCAUGAACACGAAUGUCGACCGAGUGCUGGAAGCAAUAGAGAGAGCGAGGGAGCCUCUGGAUAUGACGAAGCGGGAGGAGCACAGGACGAACCAAGCGCUACGAGAGCUCAAGGCUACAAACCUGCGGUCCAAUCAACAAGCCAUUUCGGAGCUGAGCAGUCUGCUAUCGGUCGGAACACAAAGCCUCGAAGAUGUGUUUCGCGACCUCUGCAGGCGAGACUCCCAACCUAUCGAGCCCUUGGGGUACAUCAUGAAGAGCGCAGAGUUUCCGAGAUUGGCGCAGCAGAAGACGGCACAGCUUCGGACCAUCAAUGCGCAAAUACACAACUAUACCUCUCAAGUGUCGCCUGGCGAGCUUGCGCCUUCCGCGAAGGUCUACGCUCAGGAGCGCGGCCAGCACAUCACUUUGUCACUGAGCAACCUGGCGCAAGCUUCGCUGUCCACUGCGCGAAAGGUCGCUGGACAGGACACCAAUGCAAUCUACAAGCAAGGUAGCAAUGGUAUCGGCACCUAUGCUGGUGGGAUGCAAGGAAUGUAUACUGCCGAGUACGACAACAUCUGCCAAAUCUUCAGCCGUGAAGAAUGGGGCCAGGUUCUGAUCACAACAUGCCAGGGCUCUCUGGCAGUAUUUGGCAAUACCUUACGCGAUCUGGAUGCACAUAUCAAGUCGAACCUAAUCACCGACUGCUAUCUAGCGUACGAGAUCAUCGAAGUGGUGUCCAAUACUUCUUUCCGUCUCGAGGACAGGACCGGAGAGCUCAAACAAGCCAUGUCUGAAGCUCUAAGACCUGUGAGAGAGACCGCCAAGUCAUCCUUGUCGAGCCUGCUCUCCGACAUACGGUCACGAAUCCAGCAGAUCUCAUCUCUACCCAUCGAUGGCUCCGCCGUCCCCAUCACAUCAGAAGUCAUGCAACGGCUGCAGACCAUGACCUCUUACUUGCCACCGCUCACGUCUAUCAUGCGUAGCCUCGGCGACGGAGGCUGGUCUGCACCGAACAACAGCACCUCGACCUCUUCCAUCCCAACCAUCAAAUCGUUCGACGUCGGCGCAGACGGCAAACAACUCUUCUCCCACUACAGCACCGACACCAUCGAGACCCUGCUCUCCAACCUCGAGUCCCGCGCCAAAUCACUACUCCGCGGCAAGAGUGUGCAAGGCGUUUUCCUCGCCAACAACAUCGCGCUCAUCGAACGCAUGAUCCGCUCUUCCGAACUACAGCCCCUACUCGGCUCGACGCCCAAACUCGAAGCCUGGCGCAAGAAGUCCUCCCAACUCUACACCGACGCCUGGAAAGAGACCUCCACCCUCUUACUCGACGUGAUCAACACCAAAAACGCCCGGCCACCUUCCAUGGGCCAAGGUGUCAACUCCGCCGACGUGCUCAAAGCGCUCAACAGCAAAGAGAAAGACGCCAUCAAGGAGAAGUUCCGCAACUUCAACGUCUCGUUCGACGAGCUGGUGGCCAAGCACAAGAGCUACAAGAUGGAGCCGGAGGUGCGGAGGAUGCUGGGUCGGGAGGUGCAGAAUUUCAUCGAGCCGUUGUAUACGCGGUUUUGGGAGCGGUAUCACGAGGUUGACAAGGGGAAGGGCAAGUAUGUCAAGUAUGAUAAGGGGCAGUUGAGUAGUAUUCUUGCUUCGUUGGCGUAA